GUUGAUUAUAACUAGUUCAAUUAGAUUUAGCGCCAUAGAAACAAUUUGUUUUCAUUAUUGUUGCUACGGGUCCGAUUGGUAAUUUUUUUUAGAUUUUAAUCAAAAUAACUUGGUCGAAUUCUGUGAUAAAUAUUAAAUACUUAACGUAUUGCGUUGUGUUUCGUUAAUGAGUUCCAAUUGAGUUUUGUCUUGCCUGUAAUUCAUUUGUUAUACAUUUUAAGUAGCAGCCGUGAACAGCGGUUUACGGUUCUACGUAAUAGUUUGGAAGCGGUAUAAAAUGUUGAAAAUUAAACUUGAAAAUGAUGAAACAGAACAACACUCCUUUGAUGUCAUUGCACCCAAACCGUUAAAUGUGCAGUUCAAAAACAAUGAAAUUUCUACAACAGAGGAGUAUUUGAUAAAGAAUAAGGUCGACAAUACUUAUGACUGCAAUAACGACAAUUUGAAUGUCAAAUUUGAAAAAGAAUGCUUCAAUGAUUGUGUUUUCGAAUCAGAUAUUGAAAUCGUAAGGCAUGAACUGUUUGAUGCUGAAAAAGAGCUAACACCGUUGUAUGACUGCAAUUACUGCCAAAAAUCGUUUAAGACAAAACGACGAAUUAAAAACCAUAUUUUAAGUAUUCAUUAUCCGUGUAACGAGAUCGACACUUCAAAUUGUACAAACUCUAUUGAUAACUAUACUAGAAACAAAGAUGUCCUAUUUAAUUGUGGUAUUUGUUUAAAAAGUUUCUCAUCAAAAUCAAACCUGAAAAGACAUUGGCGGAUUCAUACGGACGAAAAGGCUUUUAAAUGCAAUGUGUGUGAAAAAACAUUUGGACGAAAAGAACACCUCAAAACUCAUAAAAUGACACAUACUGGCAAGAAACCCUUUAAAUGCGAUGUCUGUAAAAAAACAUUUAGUCAACAAACUAAUCUCAAGAGACAUGCACGUAUACAUACCGGCGAGAAUCCCCUUAGAUGCGAUAUCUGUGAAAAAGGUUUUAAUACACAAUCUAACCUCAAAACUCAUGAACGCAUACAUAUUGGUGGGGUACGUUAUGAAUGCUCCGUCUGUAAAAAAUCGUAUGGUCACCAAAAUACUUUAAAAAAACAUCAAGCAAAAGCACACGACUAA
Molecule: messenger RNA, 1111 nt
Organism: Adelges cooleyi (spruce gall adelgid)
Lineage: Eukaryota; Metazoa; Arthropoda; Insecta; Hemiptera; Adelgidae
Product: zinc finger protein OZF-like
Exons: 5
Coding region: 278-1111 (277 amino acids)
Biological process (GO): regulation of transcription by RNA polymerase II
Cellular component (GO): nucleus
Molecular function (GO): RNA polymerase II cis-regulatory region sequence-specific DNA binding; DNA-binding transcription factor activity, RNA polymerase II-specific
Source: RefSeq, a predicted model, not a curated record